This is a messenger RNA of Micropterus salmoides (largemouth bass), 2265 nucleotides long. It is a transcript of the gene gpr137, whose product is annotated as G protein-coupled receptor 137. The record is from RefSeq and is a predicted model, not a curated record. Gene Ontology annotation, cellular component: lysosomal membrane. Bases 279 to 1505 code for a protein of 408 amino acids. NCBI's taxonomy places the organism in Eukaryota, Metazoa, Chordata, Actinopteri, Centrarchiformes, Centrarchidae. The transcript is spliced from 8 exons. Gene Ontology annotation, biological process: positive regulation of TORC1 signaling.
UAUUAUAGUUCAAUUAUUAUUGACACCUGAAACAUGGGCUGGUGUUGUGAGCAAGUAAAGUGUAAUAUCGCGACAGCUCAGUAGUCUACGUUAAUUUUAGUGUACAAAGUUAGUUUCGGUUAACGUUAGCUUAGCCGCUGUUGAGCAGCCUGAACGGAACCUGACCUGUUGUUUAUGUUCAAAGGUCUCCCAUGUAUGUCCUUCAGGCUGAGAGGAGAAGGUCUGGCACUUCCUCUGUGAUGGUGGUGGACAGUUAGUCAGUCCUGUCAGUACUCCCAAUGGAAGCUCCAGUCACAGCUGCCCCUCCUCCCAACUCCUCCACCCUGCCUACCCCGGCCCCCCUGCGUCCGGCCGUGGCCCCCUCGGUCCAACUUAGCUUUACUGUCCUCUACACCACUCUGUACUCUGCACUGUUCCUGGUGGUGUACAUCCAGCUCUGGCUUCUCUACCUCUACAGACACAAACGAUGGAGCUACCAGAGUGUCUUUCUGUACCUCUGCCUGCUCUGGGCUGCCCUCCGCACCACCCUGUUCUCAUUUUACUUCUGUAACGCUUUGGAGGCCAACCACCUACCUGUUGCAAUCUAUUGGCUGCUCUACUGCUUCCCUGUCUGUCUGCAGUUCUUCACGCUCAGCCUCAUUAACCUGUAUUUCACUCAGGUGUUACUCAAAGUGAGAGAGAUUUGUAUCUCAGGAGUGGACAGAGGACUGUGGCCGGCACGGUGCAUGUACGGUGCAUUGAGCGCCAUCUUCCUCUGCGUCAACGUGGUUUGUGCGGCCCUCGGGGACAGAGGCGUCGGCGGUGGGUCACGGGAGUGGACCUGGAAACUGGUCCUGAUACGAGUUCUAGUCAACGACUCACUCUUCAUCCUGGAGGCGGUGUUUCUGGCCACCGUGCUGUUGCUCCUGACCAAACACUCGCGCUCCGCCAGCCCCUACCUGAUCAGCAAGGGGACCACAGUGUGCCGGACAGCAGCACUGGGAGCAGCAGUAAUCUUGCUGUUUGCCAGUCGAGCCUGCUACAACCUGGCAGUCCUCAUCCUGUCUCAGAGCUACCCGGUGGAGUCAUUCAACUUUGACUGGUACAACGUCUCUGACCAGGCUGACUUGCGUAGUGAACUAGGCGACAGGGGCUACCUGGCCUUUGGCAUCAUCCUCUUCAUAUGGGAGCUGCUCCCAACCAGUCUGCUCAUCCUCAUCUUCAGAGUUCGCCGGCCUGCUCAAGAGAGUAGCAGCCUGGCCGUCAACAACAGGGUCCUACCUCGUCCAUAUUUCUUCGAUGACCCUCAAGGCAGCGAAGAUGAUGCACCUGUCCCAUGGCUGGUACGGAUCAGAGACCGCUCCCCUCCUGUUCGCCAGCAAUCCUCCAGACCAGAGCCACCAGCACCACUCGUUCUACUCCACCCCCCAGACCUGACCCUGACCCCUUACCGCCAUCAGGGCCACUGUGUACUCGAUGACAUUCAUCUCAAGGACAAACCACACACAGCUACUGGCCGGGAGUGACCCCCCUGUGUCAGCAGUUAUUUUGCACUGAAAACCUCAGGAAAUCAUCACCAAACAGUGAAUAUGCACCUUGUAGUUUAGUUUUUGAACAGAGAAUAUAUUUAAAUCUCUCUUAGCUCAAAGGGAACAAACUUGGUGGGAAAAGCCCAGACAGAUGUCAGUGAUCUCCUUAUAAAGGUUAAGCUGAGAUUUAGAAACAAUUUGUUAGUUUGUUUUAAAUAAGUCAUAUUGUGGAUAAAACAAGGCAAACUAGCUCUUACAAUUCCUAAAAAUGGCACAUUUAUCUUCGUUAGCAUUCCUUUAUUAAAUUAAUAUACGUACUAAUACUGCCGUGUAGUCCAUAAGCUCACAGCAUUUGAUAACCCUGUGUAACCAUUGAAGAUACUACUUUGCAGUUUUGUGAAAAAGGUAACUUUUCUCAUACACUGUUUCAAGUGUAUAGGGCAUUGACUAAAAUACAAAGAUCACCUAUCUCUUGUGGCAUUUAGUGUACAGUUUUCAUCAAGACUAGUGAUGUCUUGCAGGUGCUGCAGGAUUUAUUUUUCUGUCUGCUAUUGAGUUGAUUUUUUAUUCUUAAUCCCUUCCUGUAUACUAAGUUUAACUUAUUUUAUUCAGUUCCAUCUUUUAAUUGUAGCUCAAAAUGAAGUGUUAUUCUCCUUUUUAUGUCUUUACUGGAAUAAGGCUUACUGUGGUUUUGACUUUACCAUGACUGACAUUUACUAUGUAAAUAACAAAUCAAUAAAAAACUUCAGGUUUGUGA